This is a messenger RNA of Notechis scutatus (mainland tiger snake), 459 nucleotides long. Lineage: Eukaryota; Metazoa; Chordata; Lepidosauria; Squamata; Elapidae. The record is from RefSeq and is a predicted model, not a curated record.
UACGGAAAGAGUCUGAUGCAAUCCCCCUUUGUCCUUUUUCAGGUCUCCUUUUUGUCAGUCAAUCUUCGUGCCGCUUUUGCAAGCAAAGAAGUUCCGUUUCGCUUUGAUGACCCAGCGAGAGUGUUCAUCGCCUCUUCCGGGAUCCCCUCCGUCUCCUUCAGCAUCAACAACGGCGGAGACUCCUACCCCUACCCCUAUUUCGGCACAGCGGAGGACAAUCCCGGCAACCUGCUCAUGGCCUUUGGCAGCAGCGCCCCCCUGAUGGAAAAGGCAGUCCGGUUGGCCGCCGAAAUAGCCGGCCGGAUGGCCCUCAGGUUGACUCACGAUCAUGAGCUCUACCUGGAUUACAACAGCUACGACAGCCGGCUGCAAAAUUUCAUCAUGCGCCUGCUCCCUUACCAGAAGGAAAUGAAGGUAAGGGCGCGCGGGGGGACGGUUCAUUAAAUCCAACCGACGGCA